GGUGAAGCAGAAGAAGGCCCCCCAUCUCCACUCUCGCUCACAUAUCAUUUUCAAUUUUCACAAUUGCAUCGCUGCCACUAUACUCCUAACGGCAAUCACAGCCACAAUCACCACUUUCCUUUUAUCUAUAUAACUAAUCCUUCUUCCCUCCACUUAUAUUGCCGAUAUCGACUCCCACUCCAUUUGCUCCCAUACCCAGAUCCCAAUUUCCUCAUUGCUUCGUGUAAUCAAAUACUCAUAUCGAAUAUCUCAGAGAACAGAGAUAUAUCGUCGUUCCAGGCCCUUUUUUUCCUCCUUUUUUAGGGACCCAAGUCUGCUUUUGGUGUUUUUGGGUUAAGUGUGGAAGUUUUGUUUUUCAGAGAGAGGUGUUCUUGGGGGUAAUACCCAGGGUUGACAAGUUGUAGACAUCACGGCUAUACACCGAGUACCUCCGCCUCUAAUACAUGUCCUUGCUGUACGAUGCAAGGGUUGUGUGAUAGAGAGCAAUCCUUCGCCGCACGGUGGACGUGGUGCUUUGCCUUCCGAAGGCGGUAGCCCUUCCGACCUCCUCUUCCUUGCUGGUGGUGGUUCCUUCCUUUCCUUUGUCUUUUAGGUUUAGUAUAUAUUUAUAUAAAUCAAGUUGUAAUCUGUAAGCGCAAUAAGAGUAGUUAGAACUUUUAUCUCGAUUAGGCAACUUUAUUGGGACUGGGUUGUUUUUGGAAUUUUAAGCAAAGAUGAGUGACAACUUCAUGUUGAGGAUCAAGAGGGUUCCUACUCUUGUAUCGAAUUUCCAGAAGGAGGCGGAAGAGGGUGCUAGCCGGAGUGGGGGCUGUGGCCGCAAUUGCCUUCAGAAGUGCUGCAUUCAAGGGGCAAAGCUUCCUUUAUACGCUUUCAAGAAACUGAACAAGAUUGUUAGAGAGAAGGAGGUGCUUGAACAUGAGAACAAUGAGCCUCCCGUUGCAUUCCUCGAGACUCUUCUUCUUGGGGAGUGGGAGGACCGUAUGCAGAGAGGGCUUUUUCGUUAUGAUGUCACUGCCUGUGAAACCAAGGUGAUUCCUGGUCAGUAUGGUUUCAUCGCCCAGUUGAAUGAGGGUCGCCACUUGAAGAAGAGGCCAACUGAAUUCCGUGUUGACAAGGUCCUCCAGCCUUUUGAUGGGAACAAAUUCAACUUCACUAAAGUUGGGCAAGAAGAGGUGCUCUUCCAAUUUGAACCAAGUGAAAAUGGUGAAGUUCAGUUCUUCCCAAGUGCCUCCAUUGAUGUUGAUAAUUCAACAAGUGUGGUUGCUAUUAAUGUUAGUCCUAUUGAGUAUGGGCAUGUGCUGUUGAUCCCGCGUAUUCUGGAGUGCUUGCCCCAGAGGAUCGAUCGUGAGAGUUUCCUGCUUGCUCUUUACAUGGCAGCUGAAGCUGCAAAUCCAUACUUCCGUUUGGGUUACAAUAGCUUGGGUGCAUUUGCUACCAUAAACCACCUUCACUUCCAGGCUUACUAUUUGGCUGUCCAAUUUCCCAUCGAGAAGGCACCCACUAAGAAGAUAACCACUUUGGACAGUGGAGUGAAAAUCUCUGAGCUAGUGAAUUACCCUGUUAGAAGUCUUCUAUUUGAGGGGGGCAAUACUCUGCAAGAUUUAUCCAACACAGUCUCGGAUGCUUGCAUUUGCCUUCAAGAUAAUAGCAUACCUUACAAUGUGCUCAUAUCUGAUUGUGGAAACCGCAUCUUUCUUUUGCCACAGUGUUAUGCUGAGAAACAAGCUCUGGGGGAAGUGAGUCCUGAACUUCUUCAUACCCAAGUGAACCCAGCUGUGUGGGAAAUCAGUGGCCAUAUGGUGUUAAAGAGGAAGGAGGACUAUGAGGGCGCGUCUGAGGAGAAUGCUUGGAGGCUACUUGCCGAGGUUUCCCUAUCUGAAGCAAGAUUUGAGGAAGUGAACGCUCUCAUCUUUGAAGCCAUUUCCUGCAGCCAUAGUGGCAGUGAGAAUGAUGCUCAGGCGGUUCAGGAUACAAAUGUCAACAACUCUCUUGAAGAAGUGGAUGCUAUUAACAAGGGCUCUCACCGUGCUAGUGUGACUGGAACUCAAGAAUGCCUAGUUCAGCAGUAAAAGCAGGCGCGGCGUGUCAUGUGGCUGUAGCCUAAAUAAGCAAACUAGGUUUGCAUUGUUGUCGUACCAAUUAAUCUUUGUGUUUUGGACACUAUUUUCCUACUGUGUUUUCAGCAAUGCUUUAUAUGUACGUACUAUGUUGGAUUGUGUAAUAUGCUAUGGAUGCCUGCUAUCAGGAAGCAGUUUAUGUAAUAAUGCCUGUUUUCUUGGUCA
Messenger RNA from Manihot esculenta (cassava), 2282 nucleotides. Its product is annotated as GDP-L-galactose phosphorylase 1. Gene Ontology annotation, biological process: glucose metabolic process. The record is from RefSeq and is a predicted model, not a curated record. The coding region runs from base 714 to 2069 and encodes 451 amino acids. Lineage: Eukaryota; Viridiplantae; Streptophyta; Magnoliopsida; Malpighiales; Euphorbiaceae. Gene Ontology annotation, cellular component: cytoplasm. Gene Ontology annotation, molecular function: GDP-D-glucose phosphorylase activity. The transcript is spliced from 7 exons.